Neoarthrinium moseri is the source of this 1686-nucleotide messenger RNA. RefSeq lists its product as uncharacterized. The coding region runs from base 1 to 1686 and encodes 561 amino acids. Gene Ontology annotation, molecular function: protein binding. The transcript has a single exon. The record is from RefSeq and is a predicted model, not a curated record. Lineage: Eukaryota; Fungi; Ascomycota; Sordariomycetes; Amphisphaeriales; Apiosporaceae.
AUGGGCUACUCCGAGAUUGCUUGCCAGAUUUGCGGCAUGAGCUUCAACAUCGGUCGCAUUCGAACGUUGACGGAGCCAAGAUCUUCGGGAUGGGACUAUUCGGGAUAUUCCACUGGUGGAUUCAUCCAUCGACAUUCAAAGUCAUCGAGGUUCUGUCCGCCGUCAUCUGGGUGCAUGGUCGUUGUCCGUGGCCCCGUUAAAGCGCCAGAAUGUGCCAUUGCCGACGAUGAGGAGGACGAUGAUUAUGUGCACCGGCCGUCGGCAGAGCUUGACCCAUAUGAGUACGACUCGCACCAUGAGAGCGAGCCAGAGAACGACACCACGGAUGGGGAUGACGAUACCAGGUCAUGCUCAUCUGGGGCCUCGGAGACGUACCGAGCUUUUGUCCAAAGCUUGGCUUCCCCCGCGGCACAUCCCGAAGUCAUGAUUCCGGAGCACGACGCGCCAGAGGAUGAAGCGAUGACUUACGAGCACAUUGCCGGCGGACCUGCCUGCGAGUGGAAUAGGCAUAGCUAUGUCGAGGGCGCUUUCAACGGACAUGCGAUUUCCGUGGAGGAAAUGCGUGGGUGUACCACUCUUCAAUGCUUUGUUCCGAAAGAUGAUGACUGGGAAUCCGGAUCCGAUGAUCAGGAAUUCGAAACGUCCGGCAAAUUCUUCCUCAGCGGUCUAAGUGAUCACUCUCCGAGCCGUGAUAUGGCUUGGCCAUCAGUCUACCCUUCUCGGCAUGAUUGCGACCAGCCAUGUGCCGACAACAGUUUUUACGACACCAAGGCGGCAGAAGAACAUGCCAUGCCAUUUCAUCCGACAUGCCUCGAGGUGUUCAAACGCGCAUCCAUCCUGCGGUCCGGGGCAGUCGACUAUGAAGGGCUGAUUAACUGGUGGCUUAUCGAGACUGGCGACCAGUUCUAUAAGUUCCCGCGAGAUCCAGCGGUAAAUAAUGAGCAAUGGUUUCAGCAUGUCGCCGGCAACGAAUUCGUGGCUGCCAAUCCCUGCUUCGGGACAAAACUAGAAUCGAUUCUGGCUGCAUCGGACCGGACGGGCGACCCCGGCUUCGCAUAUGAUACACCCGUAUUUGGGGCGCUGCACAGCACUUCUGACGAUGUCUUUGCCCGGUUACCGCGAGAGCGAUGUCUCAUGAUAUUGGACCAUCUGGAAUCGCGAGACAUUGCAAAUCUCCGGCUCGCCUCUCGAUCCUUCUAUCACCUGCCGCAAUCACUAUUUCGCUCGUUGACUUUGCGAGAGAUGCCUUGGCUCUGGGAAGCAUGGUGCACUCUGGGUUACUCUAAAUGGGCGUACCACAUGGCCUCCGAACUGUGCCGCCGAACAGAGCAACACGAUGAGGUGAUAAAUAUCAUCCACCAAGCGGAGAACAUUCUCAGAGAAGAGGCGUACACUGUUCAGGAUGAGGGCUUGCAUCAGGCUGCGAUUCAUGCAUUGCAACAAGCCGCAGCCGACGAGGAAGACGAGCGAGAUUAUCCUUCUAGACCGGCGCCUUUGCAGGCCGCGAAGAAGACGGACUGGUAUCGUUUGCGAUGUGAGCUUGCACGGAACAGGACCCGCUUGCUUGGGCUGAGAAAUAGACGCCGGAUCUGGACGGACUGUGAGGAGAUCCUCGAUCGAAUUGCACGGUAUCGUGGCGAAGGAACCAUGACCUUAGGUCAGAUGGUAGACGCCCGAAGUGGCUGA